AUGGCUGGCGCUAUAGGGCGCUACAGCGCGGGAAAGCGCGCGCGCAUAUACAUCGUGAAGCGCGGGAAAGGUACGCGCGCAUGGCGCGCGUUGCGCGGGAAAGCUGCGCCUCAUAUAGAGAUAGCUGCAGGUAGCACACAGAGUGAUGCUACAACGGUUCAUAAGCGGUUGAUCGUAAAACUGCAGAACGAUUUUGGAAAUUCAAAGGCAGGACGCCGCGCAAACGUCGCUGGUAACACGAUUGUUACCAAACUCAUCGGUGGCAUCGUGAAGAAAGAGAGGAAGAAAUCUCGUCCUCUGAAGGCCACUGAGGUCUAUUCUAAGAUGUACUACGCGUCAUGUGUUCAACCCGCAGUCAAGGAGGAACUUGAUGCCAUGAAGGAGGCAUCAGAUGCACCUGAACUGAAGAAACGCACAAUACAGGUUGUUCGAAGGCAGCUGGCAUCCCGGUGGGAGAAUGAAACAUUGGAGGUGAAGGAAGAAGUCGCCAGCUUAGUAAGAGAAAUGAAGGACAAGAGGGAAAAGGACACGAGUGACUGCAAGAUACUGUCGAAGGACUUGGUCAUAUCCCAGCUUACGGAAAUUCUGUCGACAUUUUUCAGUGAGCUCCACGACUCAACAGGAUGGGCAUUUAGUAUUUUGCUAGGUGGCCCUGACCCUGCAAAUGGCGGCAAACUGGACGUCAGCAGCUUGCAUAUUGGGACGACUACACUUGGCAAUCGAUUCAAUCAGGCGUGUCCGAAGUUCGAGGAGAGGGUAAUGGUACCUUACUUUGAAUUUGCAUCUCGCGCAUUUCCGGAGGCUGCAAUAUCGCUAUCACAGUCAAAAGAAGGCGAAAUUGCCAAUGACAACAGCUCCACUCCUUCAGAUGCUACGCCUGCCACCACAUCACCUGCCAACGUCACCCGUGCUUCCUCUCUAUUACAUACACCUGAUACAUCGCUUACAUCACUCGCGAGUCCUUCCUCUCCCUUACACAUACCUGAUACAUCACUCGCGAGUCCUUCCUCUCCCUUACACAUACCUGAUACAUCACUCACGAGUCCUUCCUCUCCCUUACACACACCUGAUACAUCAUUUACGCUUUGGGGACAGGAAUUCACACCCUGUGAUACAUUACUCGCUAAUUUACCACAGGAAGCUGUUCCAGCUUACAACUUCUUCCAGGAUUUGCCUUCCAAUCCUCAAGACGACGAUGAGGAUCGUGACCUGGACCAGACAAUUUUGCCCAUGCCUCCCAACUAUCAACCACCAGCACGACCACCCACAUUUUGGGGACAGACUCCCGGUGAUGUAUCACUCCCUACUCCUCAGGACACCUUCCCAACCUACAACUUCUCCACCUCUCUCACUCAUGCUGCGGCACCCAUUUUGGCUGAUCCGGCCGUGCCUGCCACUAUACUUGCACCUCAUCUUGUGGUACCCAUUUUAGCUGAUCCGGCCGUGCCCGCCACUGCACUUGCACCUGAUUCUACCUCUCCCACUCAUCCUGCAGCAACCAUUUUGACUGAUCCAGCCGUGCCCGCCACUGCACUUGCACUUGAUUCUACCUCUCCCACUCAUCCUGCGGCACCCAUUUUGACUGAUCCGGCCGUGCCCACCAUUGUACUUGCACUGAUGUCUAGUUUGGGAGGGUCCCCUGUGGUUGGUGCAGCACAGCCGUCAAUAGGAACAAAGCCUUCCAAACGUAAGGCCACCAAGACGAACAUAGAAAGUUCCGACUUGGAUAUGGUUCAUGCAAAGCGGCAUCAGAAGAAGGGGGGGGCUGUGGUUGUCUCCAAGAAUUCAGAGCCGAUUGAGGGAGGUCGGGGCAAACGGCAGCAUUUCCAGUCAUCUCGGGCAGCCGCUGCCAAUGCCAUCGGAACAAAUCGGUAA
This is a messenger RNA of Suillus discolor, 1875 nucleotides long. RefSeq lists its product as uncharacterized. NCBI's taxonomy places the organism in Eukaryota, Fungi, Basidiomycota, Agaricomycetes, Boletales, Suillaceae. The transcript is spliced from 5 exons. Bases 1 to 1875 code for a protein of 624 amino acids. The record is from RefSeq and is a predicted model, not a curated record.